Drosophila teissieri is the source of this 312-nucleotide messenger RNA. RefSeq names its product pupal cuticle protein C1B. NCBI's taxonomy places the organism in Eukaryota, Metazoa, Arthropoda, Insecta, Diptera, Drosophilidae. The transcript has a single exon. The coding region runs from base 1 to 312 and encodes 103 amino acids. The record is from RefSeq and is a predicted model, not a curated record.
AUGUUCUUACAGUCUGCCCUCGUUGUCCUCUGCGCCCUGGUGGCCUCCUCCGUGGCUGAGCCCAAGCCCUCCGUCCUGGCCGCCGCUCCAGUGGUUGCCGCUGCUCCCGCCGGAGUGGUCACCGCCACCAGCUCGCAGUACGUGGCCCGCAACUUAAACGGCGUGGCUGCUGCUCCAGUUGUUGCCGCCGCCUAUACCGCUCCCGUUGCCGCCGCCUAUACCGCUCCAGUCGCCGCCCCAGUUGCCGCCGCCUACUCCGCUUAUCCCUAUGCCGCCUACCCAUACAGCGCCGCGUACACUCCUGUUUUGUAA